Messenger RNA from Pogonomyrmex barbatus (red harvester ant), 1649 nucleotides. It is a transcript of the gene imd, whose product is annotated as death domain-containing immune deficiency protein. The record is from RefSeq and is a predicted model, not a curated record. Gene Ontology annotation, biological process: signal transduction. Gene Ontology annotation, molecular function: protein binding. NCBI's taxonomy places the organism in Eukaryota, Metazoa, Arthropoda, Insecta, Hymenoptera, Formicidae.
GAACUGCUCGAUCAUUGUGCCUGAUAAGAUUGCAAAAAAAGAAAGAAGUGCGAUUCCCCAGUCGGUCACGCGGCAUGUUUCAUCGUCAGCUGCCCAAGUCCCAAGUCAGUCGGUCGUUGGCGAUCAACGCGGCGAGGUGAAUUGCGUCGUGGGUUUCCACGUGUUUUGUGCGAUCGAGACAUAGCAGCGACAGCAGAUCUUCCAUGCCCGCGAAAAACGUGAAUUUGUCAGAGCGCUCAGUCUUCCUCGACAGCAAGGCACAUCGAGCGUUUAAGAAAAUGCCCAUCCUGUCCCAGCUGUCGCGCCGAUUUCACGACAUGUUGACAACGGAUGCAAAACCAGAUCCACCGCGAACCGAGAUCAAUAGCUACACACAUAAUCUUCCACAAAAUGCGGAAGACGAAGAAUUGACUAAAACGCAAUCGAAGUCGGUGCCCAGUACACCGGAAAAGGAGCAGAACGAUGUGUCGUCGAUGCGGAGGCAAAAAUCGAUGCCAAACGACGCGAGGCCGACGACACCCACCGAUUUUAAUUUUACAAAACUGGAAGACCUCGGCAACACAAGGUCGACAAGCGAGUCGAAGGAAUACAAACGAUCAAAGACGAAAACGAAACCGAAGUACAGCAAAUCUUCACAGGGCACGAGUAUUGUAAAUUACAACAUAGUCAAUUCCAAUGGAGUGAAGAUUGGCUCACGCACGAGUUACAUUUGCAAUGUAAAUCAGUACCCGACGAACAAUAACGCGGCGCAGUCUGAGACUUCCCAGUCGAAGCCCAAGUAUCGGCCGAUGCCUGAGAACGUGGAGGAAUUGAGCACGUGCAAGGAGGAGCUCGCGUUUGACGACAUGUUCAUUAUCAAGAUACACGUCGGGCAUGGAUGGCGGGACGUCGCGAGAAGACUCUCGUAUUCGGAUGGUCAGAUUGAACAGUUCGAGGAAAAUUACAGACACAAGGGUAUCGACGAGGUAAUCUAUCAGUUGCUGCUUGAUUGGAAGCAAGCCAACACACGGGAUGCUCAACUUGGCACGUUAGUUAGCAUACUGUGGUCAUGUCAAGAAUAUGAUUGCGUCGAGCGACUAGUUGCAGCUCGCAAAGAUCCAUCUUAGUCGGACGCGGCAAAUUUCUGCCUAACACUUGUACAUACAUGUACGAAUAAUUGUGAUUUUUUUUACUAGUGAUAGCAUUCCAUUGUUUUUGUACAUACUAUAUUUUAUCGCGUAGUUUAGACACCUGGUAUAUAUACCACUCUGAUUGUGAAGGUCGUUCGCAUUCGCCUAUGUCGAAUCGGCCGUUAGGCCGAUUCGCAUUCAGCAUUUGAUUUCGCAUUGUACGGAAUAACAAUGAGUUCACGUUUCAAGCAGGAAUAUGAUCUGAUUAAUAAUAUCAGGAUAUUUAAAAAUUAACAUUAUUUUAUAUAAUGCACAUAUUAUACACGUAAUAUUUUAUGUGUAUGUACGAAUAUAUAUUCUUUUUAUAUUUUUUCCUAAUAUAUUCUGUAAAAUCUGGCAGGAAUAAAUAUGCAAUUUUUUAAGUAUUAUAUAUUUCUUUCAUAAAAGUCCAUACACAUUUGAAACACACAUUCAAAUCAAACGAUGCAUACAUCUACAUCUACAUCUAAUAUAUACAAUAAAUAUAACAUUUUAUCUUUA